This is a messenger RNA of Rhagoletis zephyria (snowberry fruit fly), 500 nucleotides long. Its product is annotated as WD repeat-containing protein CG11141-like. Gene Ontology annotation, molecular function: protein binding. The record is from RefSeq and is a predicted model, not a curated record. Lineage: Eukaryota; Metazoa; Arthropoda; Insecta; Diptera; Tephritidae.
AAGGCAAAAAGUAAAUAAACAAAUAAAAAGUAUAACAAGAAAGUGAUUGCAAAAAACCUUGUAAAAAUAACAACAUAUCUAUUUACUAAAUAUUCGAUGAGCUCCAAGGAACUUUAUUCGAUACGAGAAUGGGCGCCUUUAACGGAUGUAAUGGAAAAGAUACCUGUGCAUACGAUACGCUCACUUGGAAUUUUUCCGGCCGAUUUGAAUAUAACUUGCGUCGAUGCAAUUACAGAGUUUUUGGCACUGGGUAGUGAUGCUGGCAUAGUUUUAUGGUAUGAUCGGUACACCGGCGAACUGCAGAAGUUACGCACAGAGUUUGCUGCACGCAUUACCUGCGUGAAAAUUGUCGAUUCGGUUGAAUAUAUGGUAGCAGCGGGCAAUGCUAGUGGCCAAGUAAGCGUAUUUCAAAUACAAAAGCAACUACCGCCAGAUCUGAAUUUAGUGGCUAAAUCAUGAGUUAAAUUUUCCCCGAACCGGCUCACUUUUCACUUUUGGUU